Molecule: messenger RNA, 972 nt
Organism: Rotaria socialis
Lineage: Eukaryota; Metazoa; Rotifera; Eurotatoria; Philodinida; Philodinidae
Source: the annotation of a GenBank genome assembly
AUGAUAACAGAGUACGUAGAUUCAACAUCCGUACUUGAAAAAUUGGGUUUAUUAGCAUUCAUAUUUGCCAUUGUUACGGGAAAUAUCUGUGCAUUUGUCACAUUUUGCGUACGUGGCGAUAAAAAAUAUUGGUCAAAUAUGCUUAUACUAGGUAUGUCAUUCAUUGAUAUCUUUAUCGGUAGUUUUGUUCUACCUUUACGUUAUCUCAACGCUUACGGACACCCGUUAACGCCAAAACUAUGUACUGCAUUACGAAUUGGUGAAUCUGGUGCUUUGGCAGCAGUUGUAUAUGCAAUUAUUUUCAUGAUAUAUGCUCGGCUAUAUAAUUUAAAACGACCAUCAGUAGUCAUUCAUCGUCGUUACCUUCUGAUAUUACUAUUAUCAUCAUGGAUAGUUAUUUUUCUAUUUUAUGGAAUUCCAUUUAUGAUCGAUUAUUCGAAUUAUUCUUUAUCGAUAACAUCAACCAACACAAUAAAUGCGACAUCAUAUUGUACAACUUAUGCAACAUCAAUUUAUCAUUCACCAUGGAUGGCUUAUACUGAAAUAGGAAUAAUUUAUUCGAUGCCAUUAAUAUUGAUAUCUAUCGGCUUAAUUUAUCUUCUCCAUUGUAUAUGUCAACCAAGGCCCAAACAAUUAGGACCAACUGAACGAAAAAUAUAUCUUAAAAAUCAAAAAAUGAUAUGGCAUGUUUUUUUACUAGGCAUAACAUUUCUUUUUCUUUGGGUUCCUUGGAUGUCAGUUCGUAUUCUCAUUAUCUUUUACAGUACAUACACGAUUCAACUUGUUCUGAAAAUAACUUAUUAUAUACUUUUAUUCAAAUCUGUACUAUUUCCUAUAGUAUAUGCAUCAACAAAUGCAUCUUUUCGUGGUUCAUUCGCCAUGUAUAAGCAUCAAAGGAUGACAUUCAACACGCGUGUAUCGGUGAUUGAUUAUCAACAUGAAUAUUCACUUACAAACCGUCGUGGAUAUUAA